Messenger RNA from Rhagoletis zephyria (snowberry fruit fly), 666 nucleotides. It is a transcript of the gene Polr3I, whose product is annotated as RNA polymerase III subunit I. Gene Ontology annotation, molecular function: nucleotide binding. NCBI's taxonomy places the organism in Eukaryota, Metazoa, Arthropoda, Insecta, Diptera, Tephritidae. The record is from RefSeq and is a predicted model, not a curated record. Gene Ontology annotation, cellular component: RNA polymerase III complex. Gene Ontology annotation, biological process: transcription initiation at RNA polymerase III promoter.
AUUGUAACCGGUAAACUUUGUUACCAUUUCACAAGCUGUUAUUCUAAUUGGAAACAGCACAGCCCUAAAUGCAACCCAGAAUCAUAUGUAAAAGAGAUCGUAUAUUACGAUAUUUAAAUUAACAAAAGUAAACGUUUGUAGCCAAAAGGGAAAUAAACCAAAACCCGAGCCAGGAUCUAUAAUUUAUUACAAUGGAAAUUGUAAACCCAUGCUAUUCAGUGAUCUCGAACUACGAGGUAAUGGAAUCUCUGAAAACUCUUAAGGACACCAAGAAAAAAUACGGGUUGCGGAAUUUAGCUACCAUAACGUAUGAGACAUUGCAGUAUCUUGAAGACUCGCCAUGCAAACAGCAAUCCCGUGAGACAAUUCAUAGUUUCCUGACUGAAGUGAGACACCUAAGCUGCAAACUGACCACCACAGAAUGCCUGAUGAUGGUCAAUGAUCCACCCACUAGUGCAUUACACAUUCAAUUGCUAAUCGAAGACAGUGAAGAACGUUUAACCGAAGAGCAAGUCAACGAACUUCUACAAACAGUCACUAAAUACUUUCCUAACAUACCCUCUCAGAAAAUAGUUGAAAAUAAACAAUUGGUAUUUUUUUCUACAAAUUCUGUUGUUAUUUUUAUUUAUUGGAAAUGCAUUUGACGCAGUCCAAGCAUCGUCUCUA